GAUAUGAGUCCACAUGCAGCGCAGGGAAGAGGGGCAGCAGUGAGGCACUUUGAUAAAGGCAGACUGUCAGCACCGUGUGGAGCCUCAGAGAGCUGCGCCAACGGUGAGAAAGCGGCACGGUGAGUCACGGAGGAACCUGGACCGGCUGAAUGCAGUCCGUAACACGAGACGCUGCUGCCCACGAGUUCUCACCAUUGUUCGGAGAUAAGAGGACCCAGAGAGUGAUCUUCACCCAGACACCGAAGAGGAGUUUGGCUGAACCCAACGUUUUUUCUUCUUCUUCUUCUAUUCAGUAAUUCGCGUGAAGAAAAUCCUAACUGCGCAGCGGAGGAAGGAGAGAGGUGGUGGUGGGGGCGGACACGUGAGACCGCCGCGAAUAGCUAACCAUAGCUACCCCGAGUGUUGAACUUGCAGUUCUCAGUAGAACUAUUGAAGUAGUGACUGGUUUUAAAGAGCCCAGUGGGAAACGUCGAGGCAGUGUGCGUAAAGCCGUGUGGGAAAGGAGCCGCCUGUCCGCCAUGGAGAACUCUCACACGAAGAGUGUGGAAGAAGUUUAUAGUUAUUUCUGCGUCAACGAGAGCACGGGACUCUCCCUGGACGAGGUGAAGCGACUGAAGGAGAAAUGGGGCCUAAACGAGUUACCAGCGGAGGAAGGGAAAUCUUUGUGGGAGCUUGUCCUCGAACAAUUUGAAGACUUACUUGUUCGUAUUCUUCUGCUGGCCGCAUGUAUAUCUUUUGUCCUGGCCUGGUUCGAGGAGGGAGAGGAAACUAUCACAGCCUUCGUGGAGCCGUUUGUCAUUUUACUCAUUCUUAUAGCCAAUGCCAUCGUUGGCGUGUGGCAGGAACGUAAUGCCGAGGAUGCCAUUGAGGCGCUGAAGGAGUAUGAGCCUGAGAUGGGGAAAGUGUACCGGCAGGACAGAAAAACUGUGCAGAGGAUCAAGGCCAAAGACAUCGUGCCUGGUGACAUUGUGGAGGUUGCUGUUGGAGACAAGGUGCCUGCGGACAUCCGUAUCUGUUCAAUCAAAUCAACAACUCUGAGGGUGGACCAGUCCAUUCUGACCGGUGAAUCCGUCUCGGUCAUCAAACACACGGACCCUGUGCCAGACCCCCGUGCUGUCAAUCAGGACAAAAAGAACAUGCUCUUCUCUGGUACGAACAUUGCAGCUGGGAAGGCCGUGGGAGUGGUCGUGGCCUCUGGCAUUAACACAGAGAUCGGUAAGAUCCGCGACGAGAUGGCGGCCACCGAGCAGGAGAAGACGCCCCUGCAGAAGAAGCUGGAUGAGUUUGGCGAGCAGCUGUCCAAGGUCAUCUCUCUCAUCUGCAUCGCCGUGUGGAUCAUCAACAUCGGCCACUUUAGCGACCCCGUCCACGGAGGCUCCUGGAUCCGCGGGGCCGUCUACUACUUCAAGAUCGCUGUGGCGCUGGCCGUAGCCGCCAUCCCCGAGGGUCUUCCUGCCGUCAUCACCACCUGCCUGGCCCUGGGCACUCGCCGCAUGGCCAAGAAGAACGCCAUCGUCCGCAGCCUGCCGUCUGUGGAGACCCUGGGCUGCACCUCUGUCAUCUGCUCUGACAAGACGGGAACCCUGACCACCAAUCAGAUGUCUGUCUCCAGGAUGUUCGUUGUCAACAAAGUCGAGGGCGACAGCUGUGCUCUGUCAGAGUUCACCAUCACAGGUUCUACCUACGCACCUAAGGGAGAAGUGUACCAGGAUGAUAAACCAGUGAAAACCUCCCAGUAUGAUGCCCUGGUUGAACUGGCUACCAUCUGUGCCCUGUGUAACGACUCCUCUCUGGACUUCAACGAGGCGAAGGGUGUGUACGAGAAAGUCGGCGAAGCCACAGAGACCGCGCUGACUUGUUUGGUGGAGAAGAUGAACGUUUUCAACACCGAAGUUCACAACCUGUCCCAGAUUGACCGAGCCAACGCCUGCAACUGUGUGAUCAAGCAGCUGAUGAAGAAGGAGUUCACCCUGGAGUUCUCCAGAGACAGGAAGUCCAUGUCUGUCUACUGCACCCCCAACAAGUCUCGCUCUUCCUUUGGCAAGAUGUUUAUCAAGGGGGCCCCGGAGGGAGUUAUUGAUAGGUGCACUCACGUCAGAGUUGGUAACAGCAAAGUUCCCCUCACCAAAAGCAUCAAGGAAAAGAUCCUGUCUGUGAUCCGUGAUUACGGGACAGGUCGGGACACCCUUAGGUGCCUGGCUCUGGCCACACGAGACAGCCCGCCCAAAAUGGAGGACAUGAUACUGACAGACACUGCCAAAUUCGUGUUGUACGAGUCCGACUUGACCUUCGUCGGCUGCGUCGGCAUGCUGGACCCUCCCAGACAGGAGGUGGCUGCCUCCAUCAAGCUGUGCCGCCAGGCCGGCAUCCGCGUCAUCAUGAUCACAGGAGACAACAAGGGCACAGCUGUGGCUAUCUGCCGGCGCAUCGGCAUCCUGAGCGAGGACGAUGACGUCGACCAAAUGGCCUACACCGGACGAGAGUUUGACGAGCUGUCGCCCGACGCUCAGCGCGAGGCCGUGACUCGCGCUCGCUGUUACGCCCGCGUCGAGCCGUCCCACAAGUCCAAGAUUAUUGAGUUCCUGCAAGGACUUGACGAGAUCACUGCCAUGACAGGUGAUGGAGUGAAUGAUGCCCCUGCCUUGAAGAAGGCGGAGAUCGGCAUCGCCAUGGGCUCUGGCACUGCCGUGGCCAAGUCGGCCUCUGAGAUGGUCCUCGCCGAUGACAACUUUUCCUCCAUCGUGGCCGCCGUUGAAGAAGGAAGAGCUAUUUACAAUAACAUGAAGCAGUUCAUCAGAUACCUCAUCUCGUCCAACGUUGGGGAGGUCGUCUGCAUCUUCCUCACUGCGGCGCUGGGUUUCCCCGAGGCUCUGAUCCCGGUCCAGCUGCUCUGGGUCAACCUGGUGACCGAUGGCCUCCCUGCCACCGCCCUGGGCUUCAACCCCCCGGACCUGGACAUCAUGGAGAAGCCUCCUCGUAACGCCAAGGAGCCCCUUAUCUCUGGCUGGCUCUUCUUCAGAUACUUGGCUAUUGGAUGCUAUGUGGGUGCAGCCACAGUGGGAGCUGCUGCCUGGUGGUUUACUGUCUCUGAAGACGGACCUCAGAUCACUCUGUAUCAGCUGAGCCACUUCCUCCAGUGCGCCCCAGACAACCCAGACUUUGAGGGUCUGGACUGCCACGUGUUUGAGUCGCCCUACCCAAUGACCAUGGCCCUGUCUGUGCUCGUUACCAUUGAGAUGUGCAAUGCUCUCAACAGUCUGUCGGAGAACCAGUCUCUCCUGCGGAUGCCUCCCUGGGAAAAUGUUUGGCUCUUGGGGGCCAUCUGCCUCUCCAUGUCCCUCCACUUCCUCAUCCUCUAUGUGGAACCUCUGCCUGUCAUCUUCCAAAUCACCCCUCUGGAUACGACCCAGUGGAUGAUGGUGCUGAAGAUCUCCCUGCCCGUCAUCCUGCUGGACGAGCUGCUAAAGUUUAUUGCCAGGAACUACUUGGACUUUGGUAAUCAGCUGGAGAAGCCGGCCAGCAAAGGCUGCUCUCUGUCUGCAUGUGCCGAGGGCAUCUCCUGGCCCUUCGUGGCCAUCUCCCUGCCCCUGUUGCUGUGGAUCUACAGCACCGACACUAACGUGUCCUCCAUGUUGUGGCCCUGACUGACUCCACUCCACUACCCUCCCUGUGCACCAGUGUGAAGUGGACAUUAACACACACAUCUAACACAGUUACAUUAACCCAGAAUAACUUACAGUCAACACGUACGGGGGGAGGGAGGGUUUAGUCAUAUUUUUAUGACUUUGACCAACAUUUUGUGUUUUAUUUUACCAUCACGCUUUUCUCUCCUUUUGAUCUUGUUUUGAACACUUAGCGAUUCCCACCGUGUCGGAGCUGAGUUUGAGCUGUACAGAGAAUUUACACUAUUUUAUGAUAAUUAAUAUUUUGUAAUUUUUGGGAGGGGCUUUGGGGACAAGAAUGCAGGGUGUAAAUGGAUGUAAUUCUGAGGACCGUAUAGUACAAUACUAAUUUUUGGGGGAAAGACUUGAAUAUAUUUGCCCUGGCAUGAAUCUCUGUAGUAAUUUUUGAGCUCCAUGCAUCGUCAUUAUUUUCUGCAUUAGGCAGAGCACAGCUACCUCAAUGCUGUUAAUAUGAUUAUUACUACCCAUUUGUCUUAACAACCAUUUUGUAGAUUAUCAGUUGAAGUGUUGAGGUAACCAUCAAUUUGUUUUGCAGUAGAGACGAAGCCCUCACACACACAAAUGUUUUUGUUUUUUUAAAGUAUAUUUUCUUUUCUCUAUUAUUGGAGGGAAGCGAGGACAAAGAUAUGUUACCAGAUUGAUUCAGAGACAUUUUUGAUAAAGUGUUGUUAAAUUUGUUUACUUGAAGAAAAAAAAAAAACAUGUUCUUGAUUUUUAUUUCAUAGGUUUUGGAGAUUCUGUCUCAGUUUUCAGUCUUAAUUUUUCAUCUUAAUUACAGUUAUCUUUAUAAUGUAUGUAUAAUGUGCACAUACUGUAUUUGAAUAUGUAAAAAGGCACCAAGAAGCUGUUAAGUCUUAUCAACUGAGCACAACAUGGACGACCGGUCAUUGGAAGAGUCUGUAUAUCUGUACAUACCACACAAAGUAGAAUCUCUGUAUAGAUUUUGUUGUUGUUGUUGCUGUUGCUGUCGUCACAAUGCUCCAUACAUUUACACUAGUUCACUUAAGCGUGGUCUAAGCCUUUCUGCAUGCCUGCUCCAAUAAUACCAGGCCAGUGUGUGCGUUGAGUUGUUUAGCCUCACCGCUAACUGUUGUUUCUUCCAAUGCCUUCCACCCGUUAACCUGCAGAGUGAGUACACCUUGAACCUGCAUGCCAGCCAGUCUCAUCUUUCAUGUGGUUGAACGUCUGUCGUUGCUCCUGUGAAAGACGGAGAUGACGGCUCCUCAUACUUUUUGAUUAGAACUAGCAAGUUUUUUGGUUUUGUUUUAUACUCUUUAAUGGUACAAAAGGAGGAAACAUGUAGGUGUUUGAGUUUGUUUGAAAAAAAAAGAAAUAUCACCAAAGUGCCAGGUACACACUGAGUAGAGAUAGAAGCCUUUUGCAUUUUGAACUGACGGUGUCGUUGGCGCAGGUUGGUUCUGAAUGGCAGCAGCAUGUUUUGGCAACUGGCAAAGACACUGACAUUUAAGUGCCCCAACACCAUUACAGGACAUGGUGGUGGUGGUUUUUUAUUUAUACAUGUCUUUUUCUUUUUUUAUUGCAUUUGUCAUUUGAUUUAAUCUUCUGCUUGCCCAUAGCAUGGCUUUUAAUAUAUUUGCUCUUUUUAUUAAAAUAAGUAUUUGAUGGAUUUAAAUUA
Molecule: messenger RNA, 5319 nt
Organism: Cyclopterus lumpus (lumpfish)
Lineage: Eukaryota; Metazoa; Chordata; Actinopteri; Perciformes; Cyclopteridae
Product: sarcoplasmic/endoplasmic reticulum calcium ATPase 2
Exons: 20
Coding region: 519-3644 (1041 amino acids)
Biological process (GO): calcium ion transmembrane transport; intracellular calcium ion homeostasis
Cellular component (GO): membrane
Molecular function (GO): ATP hydrolysis activity; ATP binding; P-type calcium transporter activity
Source: RefSeq, a predicted model, not a curated record